GUGUUCUUCUGAUAAACAUCCAGCUGUCGCGUGCUUGAUGACAGGGAGAGAAACGCAGUCGUGCUGUGCUUCUCGUGAUCAGUGCGGAUUCGUGACUGUCUUUAGCAGGUGAUCAGUGACUCUACACCACAGCACCACAGUCUCUGAGGCAUUGUGGGUAAAAUGUCAGUGGCAUUGCCGGCUGUGCGUGAUGUUACAUGGCUGACGCUGGAGGUGUGUCGGCAGUUUCAGAGAGGCAGCUGCUCACGCAGAGACUCAGAGUGUAAGUUCGCACACCCACCCAAGAGCUGCCAUGUCGACAACGGCCACGUCAUCGCAUGCUUUGACUUUCUCAAGGGUCAGUGUUUGAGAGAAAGCUGUAAAUAUCUUCACCCUCCAUCUCACCUCAAGGCUCAGCUUGAGAUUAAUGGAAGAAAUAAUCUGAUUCAACAAAAAAUGGCUACAAUGUUACAGCAAAUGCAUUUUGUGCUGCCUGGAUCCAGCCUGUCGUCAUUGGCCUCAUUUCCUGUCACUCAGAGUUUGGGGGCGGGGUCUGGGAUCAGCUACACCCCCUAUGUCAUGCCUGUCUCUCAUGGGAUUGGUGUGAUCAACACUGAAAUGCUUCCCAGUAACCAUCAAGUCAUCGUCCCCUCUGCCCCUCGAGUAGUAGUACAGACCUCACACGCCUCUCAUCAGAAAGUGCUGCACUCUGACAAAAUGGAGGUGUAA
Sinocyclocheilus grahami is the source of this 708-nucleotide messenger RNA. RefSeq names its product muscleblind-like protein 2a. The transcript has 5 exons. Gene Ontology annotation, cellular component: nucleoplasm; cytoplasm. NCBI's taxonomy places the organism in Eukaryota, Metazoa, Chordata, Actinopteri, Cypriniformes, Cyprinidae. The coding region runs from base 163 to 708 and encodes 181 amino acids. Gene Ontology annotation, biological process: regulation of RNA splicing. The record is from RefSeq and is a predicted model, not a curated record. Gene Ontology annotation, molecular function: metal ion binding; RNA binding.